Alternaria alternata is the source of this 1074-nucleotide messenger RNA. Its product is annotated as isochorismatase hydrolase-like protein. The coding region runs from base 426 to 1007 and encodes 193 amino acids. The record is from RefSeq and is a predicted model, not a curated record. NCBI's taxonomy places the organism in Eukaryota, Fungi, Ascomycota, Dothideomycetes, Pleosporales, Pleosporaceae. The transcript has a single exon.
AGUCUUUGCGUGGGGUACUCUAGGCAGAAUCUGUUACGAACUGUCCGCCUCACUGAGAGGCUCUGUUCGAUGAUCUGGGCGGUAGCAGACCUCGGGAUGGACUAACCACAUUGGGUAGCAUUAUUUCUCGACUAGCUUACCUACCAGCACGGUCCGAUUGAUCAGUUCAGGAAACAUACUCGCUGGAUUACCACAUCAGAUCAAGAUCUCGGUCUUGGUAGGCGACGGACGAAUGUUAGAGAAGAUUGCAAGGGCUACCAUUCUCAUGGUAUAAAGGUCUGGGUGUCUGCAAGGAACAGAUAUCCAGCACACUCACAAACACGCACUCAACUCUUAACACUUAAUCUAACUACUUGAACAUUGAUCGUCUUUAUACAUACCAAUUAUUUCUCAACUUUUCAAUUUUUCCAAACGAGCCAUCCAAGAUGCCAACCCCUUCGCUUCGCCAAGUCAUUGGAAUCCCCAAUUCGACAGCAUCGGUCAAAGACUCCGUCCUUGUCAUCAUCGACGCUCAGGACGAGUACAUCUACGGUAGUCUCCCAGCUCAAGAUUACAAACAGGUCAACAUCGCAAUCUCCAGCCUUCUGGAGAAAUACCGGGAGCAAAACGGCCACGUCGUACAUGUCCUGCACGACACUGGCUCCGAUGAAGCACCCAUUUUCAAGUCCAAUGGCAAACUUACCAAAGAGAUGGAUGGUGUUGAAGCCAUCAAAGGCGAGACCAUCGUAUGGAAGAAACAUGCUGGAUCAUUUUCGGAGACGAAUCUAGCAGAGAUUGUCAAGAAGACUGGACUCCGGAAACUUGUUCUCACGGGAUACAUGGCACAUGGUUGUGUAUCAAGUACCGCUCGUGAAGCGACUACAUUAGGUUACGAGACCCUUGUUGUUGAAGAUGGUGUUGGACAGCGCGAUAUGAAGGACAUCCCCGCCGGGCAGGUGAAGAAGGUUGCUUUGACAGAGAUUGAUGACAUGUUUGGAACGGUUGUGAAGGCCUCAGACAUCAAUUAAGCAGAUGCGACUUGCUCCGUUGAAGAUGAUUCCAGUUGUGAAAUGAGUGUAGUAGUACGGAAUAAGG